Molecule: messenger RNA, 2469 nt
Organism: Paramacrobiotus metropolitanus
Lineage: Eukaryota; Metazoa; Tardigrada; Eutardigrada; Parachela; Macrobiotidae
Exons: 2
Coding region: 342-2216 (624 amino acids)
Source: RefSeq, a predicted model, not a curated record
GUCAGUGUCAAGUUGUGCUGACUGCGGAAUCUUUCAUUAUCCAAAUUAGUAUGUAAUUGUAAAACUGUAAGAUGUAAGAACUUAUUUUUUAUCAGUUUGUAAAUACUAAGUUAAAUAUAAAAUAGUACUUUAAAAUAACACUUGGUGUUGUGCUGUGGAUAUCGUAUUCGGUAUUGAAAAUGGCAAAUAAGCAGGCAUUCGUGCCUAUUGUCGUCAUAUAUUUAAAGUGCAUAUUUUUCUGACGUGUGAGUGCAACAAAAUUGCAUUGGCCAUAUUUCUGGACACAUGAUGAUGACUUGAUGAGUGAAAUCAAAGUCCGAAGCUGUUGAGAGUUUUCUAGGAUGAGUAAAGCGCGAGCCGGGGUCCCUAUCGAACUUCACAUGGACAGCCUCAGUGACGUCCGCGAAGCUCUUAAAAAGGCCGACCAUCAAAAUGCUAAUUCUGACAAAUUUGACGACGCUCUUAUGGAGGAUACUCUGCAUCUAGGAGUCGGAGCACGGCUUAGCGCUGGCUCGCAGAACAACGGAAACCACGCCGGUGACUGCGAUGGAUCGUUAUCGUGGCACGAGAAAGUCAUUGUCGCUGUGGAAUCUCAGUCGUGUUCGGAGCUGGAGAACCUGUUACUGCAUCCCAGCACCGUUGUUGGUGAGAUUCAGCGGUUCGCCGAAGACAUUGUUAUAGCUGUAGCUUGUUCACUGUAUGAAGUCUCCUCGGAUUUUGAAUCUGUCCUGCAAAUGCUAAUGUUUCUCAUCGUGGAAUACGGUAAGCCUGCGGAGUUAAUCGUUGUCUUUCACACUUUUUUCGACAAGGACGAAUUUCCCGGACCGGAUUGUGCUACGUUUUUUCUGCCGAAUAUCCAGGCGACUUUGUUGAAGCUGGAAAAAUUUCGUCUCAUGGAACUGCAGUCCAUGUUGUCUCAGAUUGAUUACUUCGUUGCGGAUUUCCACUGGAAUGCAACAGCGGACGACGAUUUCACCUCGCUGGUGCAUCUGCAGUCGUUAGUUUGUGAUUUUGUCCAGCCGUUUGUAAAUGAAGUAUCUUUGUAUCGUGAAAGCUUUGACUUACCUCCCGAGAAGGAUUUCUCGGCGCUGGAAAUCGUGAAACGUUACCGCAACUGCAUAGCGCGUGCCUUGUUGCAUAUUUUAGCCGAACCCCUCGGAAUCAUGCCAGUGUCGUUUGCCGAGGGAUUUAAAUCGUACCAGAGAAUAAUCGGGCUUCUUGGGAAGGUAAUUGGCGAUUUCACAAUAUUCUCGCGGUGGUCGGAGUCCGAUCAGAACAGCCAUGAAGACGGCUACUGCGAGGAUUACCAGAUUCCCAUCAAUUCCGACAGUAUUGCCAAUCUGGCGUUUCUUGUCCGGUAUUGCGCUGUUCAACCUAACCAUUAUCCAUCACCACUCUGUGCUGUGUACUAUUUCUGUGAUAUCUUUGUGCCUUUCUCCAACUCGCAUGGAGUGUACGCCUUGCAGCAACAUGUUGAAUUUUUGAAGUGCCUGCUGGAUGAGUUGUCCGAGGAACGUUGGACAAUGGAUAAUGCUGACUUUUCUGCCUUGAGUCAUCUUGUUUCUGACCUGUUGGUACAGGCUAGCGCACAUCCCAAUUCGAAAGUCCGUCGAAAAAUCUACUUCGUUGUAUGUACAAUGUUCUCUCUUUUAAGCCCGAUGUUCUUGAUUAAUUUCGUAUUGACUGUGUGGAAAGAGGAGCUCAUGCAGUCGCGACCGAAUGCGCUGGAAGUCCUAACUAUGGUUGUUAAGCGUCCGAUAAUCAACCAGCUUCAACUACCCAACUGGAACGAGGACCACAUCACUGAGCGGCAGUUUGUUUGUCUUUUUAAAACGUUUCUGCAGACCAGACGGGAGGGAUCUGUGGCAGAUUGGGCGGGGUUGGCGUCGUCCAUAAUGGGAAUUUUCACUAUGAUUCUGGGCAUGGACAGAACUAACAGGACUGGUAUUUCGGAUUUAAUUAGUGGGAUGGAGGAUUUUUGCAACUAUUGGGAAACUGAAUUACGGGCCGGAUCGGAUGCUAUAAAAAAUGAUGCCUGGGUUGCACAAGAGGAAAGCCGUACUGAGCAAAAUCGGGCGUCCCGGGGAUCAGCUGGUUUGUCUGGGAACGAGAGUGUCGAAACGGUGGGGGAAAAAGUCGAAUCGCAACUGGCGUGGUCAAGUUUGAUUUCGAUGGCCGUCGACAGUUUACGAAAUCAGUUGGCUUUGCACCGUUAAAAGGUGUUACGUGCAUAUGAUUGAUGUUGCCUCGUGCUGUUUUACGUACAGUAGUUUGAUAAUUUGAUGGACUUAAUGAUUUUAACCUUAUUUUCUGAUUUGGUUCUGUUAUAGCACUUGUUAUAACAUAUGCACCCAGCACUGUUGUCCUUUGAUUUCGUUUCAGUUAAGAGUCGGUUAAUGUACGGUUAAUAACACGCGCAAAAAUCUAAUGGUUGCUUGCUACUUGUAGCAACAUUUUAAGAAAUUCUUG